CUAAAACAACCUAAGCCAGUGGACGCGGGACGCGGGUGGCGCUGUGGGUUAAACCACAGAGCCUAGGACUUGUUGAUCAGAAGGUCGGCAGUUCGAAUCCCUGCGAUGGGGUGAGCUCCUAUUGCUCGGUCCCUGCUCCUGCCAACCUAGCAGUUCGAAAGCACAUCAAAGUGCAAGGAGAUAAAUAGGUACCCCUCUGGCAGGAAGGUAAACGGCGUUUCCGUGCACUGCUCUGGUUCGCCAGAAGCGGCUUAGUCCUGCUGGCCACAUGACCCGGAAGCUGUACGCCGGCUCCCUCGGCCAAUAAAGCGAGAUGAGCGCCGCAACCCCAGAGUCGGCCACGACUGGACCUAAUGGUCCUUUACCUUUACGCCAGUGGACAUAAUCACAUCUUGUGGCAGGGAAUCCCACAGACCGAUUAUGAGCUGUGUGAAAAACGACUUCCUAUUGCCAUCCAGUUUCACUGGAAGGUGACAAGCGGGUCACAAGAUGGCCAGGGGAGUUGGACUAAAGGUCCCUCAAGGGUCCCUUCCAAUGGUACAAUUCUAUGAUCCUACUGUUGGGCAGGGCAGAAAAUAAAUAGCACAUAUUAUUUUCACCAAUCCAUUCAUUUUUAUGCCCACUUUCCCCUUAUAUAUGUGGGGUUUUUUUAUAUAUAAGCAUUGGUUGGUUAGCAAGCUGCAUUGCAAAAUUCGGAUAACUGCACCGUUCCAAAGGAUGGCUUCCUCCUUUCUUUUAUGUGAAUUUGGAAGAUUCAACUUUCAAUUUGAACUGAAUCAACUUCCCCUGUCCGCCAUAAAUACAAUUCUAAUCUAAUAAUUUAAGAAAAGGCGGCUGGAUCAGGCCAAAGGCCCAUGUAGUCCAGUAUCCUGUUCUCACAGCGGCUACGCAGAUUUACUCAGAAGUAACUCCCACAGUGUUCAAUAGGCUGCGGUAAGUAUGCGCAGGAUUGCAGCCCUCAUUUCUAAGCCUAAUAGCAGGUCUUCAUUUUCCUUUACAAGAGCACCACUUCUGGCAUAUCACUGCUGAAAUCAAUGGGCUUUAGGUGUGUUUAGGAUUGUAAAUCUGCUUCCAAGCAAAGAUGGAGAAAUUUCUGCUGUCCAGCACUUCACAGCCUUUCUUCCAAGGACCUCAAAGUGGCAUACAUGGUUCUCCUCCUCCCCAUUUUAUCCUCACAACGACCCUGUGAGGUAGGCGAGGCUGAGAAACAAUGACUGAAUGCAAGGUCACCCAGCUAGCUUCGUGGCUGAAUCCUAGCCCAAAACUCUAACCGCUAUGCCACACUGCCUUCAUACUUAACACUGCUGUUUUAUUGAUGCUAUUACGAAAUUGUAUGGUCGUUUUUUAGAGGUAUUCUUGUUUUCUUGGCUGUGAGACGCUUUGGGCACGGUUCUUUCCUUGGAAAGGCGGUGUACAAAGAUGACGAUGCAAUCCUACAACAUGUCUUACUACUCAGUGAAACAAAUCCCGUCGAGUCCAGGUAAGUGGCUUUAGGAUUGCGCAGCCAAUGUCCCGCUGAGCUGAACGGAGCUUGCUUUUCGGUGCACGUGCUCAGGAUCCCGCUUGCGCGGUUUCGAUGCUCCACUGUCUAUAAUAUAACUGAUUGGGUCUACUUCUGAGUGAACACGGGUGGGCUAGAGGUCUGUUUCGAUUUCCUUAUGCGGCCAUCCCAGCCCGAGAAACAGGUGAGAAUCGCGUUCGUACCCCUGCCUUGCAGCCUCCGACCCUACACCCAGCGCAUUCACACGUGCAUCCCCCGACCCCCGUCUACCUGCAAGCUGCGCGCGCGGCAUUCCAGCACAAAGAGGCCAGCGGGCGUCGGAAGAGGAGGAGGCGCCGCCGAGAAACCCAGAAAGGGGAGGCGCUGCGGGAAGGAGGAGGAGGAGACCGGCGGGGCGGGAUCCAGAAAGCUGCGAGCGGCUUCCUGCUCCCCCCUCCACACCGCCCCACAUCCCCGGCCAGCCCCUCCCCACAAGCCGCCCUCUGCAACAGGAAACCCCGCCGGGGCCUUGCGUCGGGAGGCAGCGGGAGCCAAACUCAAGUUCGAUCCAGGUGAGGAGCUCCAAGGUGCUGCGCGCGUGUGCACGGCGUCGAUUCGGAUCGGGGGCGCGGGGGAGGGGGUCCGUGUGGACAGAAAGGGGACGUUUCCGGUUCGAAGCGUUCUUAGCGCUUUGCUCGUUCCAAACAAACAAAAAAAAGAAGAUUUUAAGAGCUGGGAGUUUUUGGGGCGUUGCAGCGCAAGCCCCUGUGCGUGCCUGUUUACACUCGGGAGCAGGCGCCGAGUUGGGUUCAAACGGGGCUUACUACUCCCGAGUAAGUGGGUUGCAGGCGGAAUCGCGUCUCGCGUGGGAGCAGGCUCUGGUGUUCGUGGCCAGCCUCGUGAAAACGCCACCCUCGCGACGUGUUUUUCCAGGGCUGUGCCCCUGGAAAAUAUGGAGGAGUAGUCAAUAAGCGGGCGAAGCGAAGCGGAGUGAUCCGAGUUAGCUGCCAAGUAUAUUUCCCUCCCGUCACUGGGUAACCUGAGAGCCCAUUCCCUUAAAUCGGCGCUGGAGGAAACGUGGAUUCCUGGAGUUUCUUUCUUUUCUUUUGGAGGUAACUGUAUUCUGCACAUGCUCCGGGUAACUCUUGGCUGUGGUUAUUCCAGGAUUGAGCCUGGACUUUGACCACAGGAUGCGUGGCAGCCCUCAGAUUAUUCCGUGGCAGAAAGUGGCUGGGGGAGCGAAGGCAGACACCUGGAACUGGAACUCAAAUUAAUUGAAUUGAAACUGAAAGUAAAAAGAGGUUAAGAGCGUUGGCCAAGGGUUCAAAUCCCUGGCUGGGUGACCUUGGGCCUGUCACUGCCUGGCAGCCUAACCUAUCUCGCAGGGUUGUUGUGAAGAUUAAAUGAGGAAGAGUGGGGGAACCACAUAUUUCAGCUCCUCGGAUAAGACAUGGGGGUAUAAAAGCAAAAAUACGUAGGUUCAAGAGAGGAAGGGAUAAUGCUUAGGAUGGAAGCUGGACGAGGAUGCAUUGAAAGUUUGUAUUAUGUUAGCAGGGUGGGAGGGUGGCUGACAUUCAAAUGAUUUUGUCCCUUAAAAGGAAUAUCCAAAAGGAUGGAUUUUAGGUUUUAGAGAGAUGGAAAAUGGGAUUGGAGAGCAAGGCCUGUUAGUAGGGUGUGUUUUAUGGUGUGUUUUAUGUGGCGUGUGGUAUUGAUAUGGCUUUCCGGAAUUAGAAACAUGGUUUUGUGUUUAAGGCUAAAAGGCCCUCACACAGCCUUCACAAACCUGGCACCCUCCCUCCAGAUGUAAGCCUACAACUCCCAUCAUCCCCAAGGGCACCAGGUUGACAAAGAUUUCCCUGGCACUGUCCUUCCCUCUUUCCUCCCCUCUUUUUCAGGCUAGUUUUACAGCAGGUGUCUUCUCCCUUUCCAGAUCCAAGACCCACCUUUUACCUAAACACACAUUUUGGGGCCUAUUUAUUCAUAACAACAUAAAGUUGGAAGGGACCAUGAGAGUUAUCUAGUCCAACCCAAUCUGCAGUGACCAAGGCUGAUGGGAUUUGUAGUCCAACGACUUCUGGAAGACUAUAGCUUUCCCAUCCUGUGUUUCGAAGGGGUGGUUUGUUUCAUAGAUGGGAUUUUUAAGGCCAUCUUUACACUGUCCUUUGACACCUGAGAGGUGUGUUUUCAGGGCCCAGCCUCUUCCUGUGCCUGUUUUAAUUGUUUUUAAUUUUCGGUAUCAAAUUGUUGUUACCCGCCCUGGCGCCUGCUGGUGAAGGAAGGGCAAUGAAUUUAAUAAUAAUAGAUGAGCUAUUAGUGUUUUUGAUGUAGGUGUAGAAACUCUUUGUGUGUGUGUGGGUGGGUUGGGGAAGAGCGUUUGUUUGUUUUCUAAAAAUAGGGAAUGCUUUGUGUAAUGGGAGUGUGUGCCGCUUGAGCAUUUUGCAGGAAAAGAGCUACGCUGUUUUUUGUGCAUUAAAAAACAAACCUCUGCGUGUUUACAACCACCAUUAAAGGAAAGUCCAUAGUCCAUUGUUGGAGCAAGUGCUUUCCAUGCCAGCAGGGACCGGCACCUGGGACUGAUGUGAGUUGUAGUCCAAAAUAUUUGAAGGGCACCAGGUUGGCUAAGGCUAGUGUGGGCAACGCUGAGUUCAGACCGAGAGCAGCAUGGCUUGGCACCCACCCACACCCAUUCCAUCUGUUCAUAUAUGAAACACACAUAUCUGUGGGCAAGUCUUUUUUAAAAAUCUAUUCCUGAUCCAGUCCAUUUCCUGUGACCUAGAACUGCCAUUAGGGAGGUAAAUAAGAAUAAAAUCAAGACCCCCCUCCCUUGAAGCAAUAGUGUUUGAAAUAUGGGGAAUAUUUCCCUGCAGCUGAAUUCUUAAGAAGCCGCAUACCUUUUUCUUUUUUUUUCUUUUUUUUGCAUUCAGGGGCACAACAGCCAGCUUUACCUGGAACUGAACUGGGAACUGGUUGUCUACCCUCUCUAGAGGCAUGUUGAUCCCUCCUCCCCUUGCCACCUCUAGCCUCUCAUCGCUCCAGCUGCCCUGGGACCGCAGCUUUUGCAUGCCAAACAUUUUUUGCUAGCCAGGGAGGCAUCUUGAGCCUGUGAGGUCAGUUGCAGAGCGCAUGCCAGCGGCCUGGUGGUUUGGGGGGGGGGGGAAGAAAGGGGUUAGGCUGCUGCCUUGGAGAGGUUUCUCUGCAGGCUCCCAAAGCCCUCUCUCUGCCCCAUAUUUUUCCUCCUCUUCCUCUUCCUCCUCCUCCUCCUCCUCCAUCACCCUAUCAGUUAAAGCAGCAAACGUUUUCAACAGGGGGUUGGUCCACUGUCCCUCAGACCUUGUGGGGGGCCGGACUAUAUUUUGAAAAAAGAACGAAUUCCUAUUCCCCACAAAGAGAUGCAUUUUAAAUAAAAGCACACAUUCUACUCAUGUAAAAACACCAGGCAGGCCCCACAAAGAACCCAGAGAUGCAUUUUAAAGAAAGCGACACAUUCUACUCAUGUAAAAACACCCUGAUUCCUGGACCGUCCGUGGGCCGAUUCUAGAAGGCAGUUGGGCCGGAUCCGCACCCCCGGGCCUUAGUUUGCCUACCCACGGGUUAAAGGAUCCCUUCAUUUCGUUUUGCUUCGUAAAGGACCCCUCAGUGUGUUCCGUGGUGUUUGCUUGACAUGGAAUGAAUAUCCCUGCAGCCAAUAGUGUGAAUCUGUUCCCCACUACAGUGUGCAAAGCUGCUGCUCUCCACAUAUGUUCAACUAGUUCUCCAUGGGUCGGUUCAUGUGUUGCUGCUGGCGACUGGUCGUGGGGGCAGCAGACUCUGCCUGGCUUCAAAGAGCGGUCCCCAAAAUUAUUAUUAGGACAACUCGUCACUGUUUUACUCUUGAAACGUAUCUCAAAAGGAUGCUGUUGUGUGUGUGCAUCAGGACGAAGGGGUUGUAUUUUUGAAAGGAUCCUGUGUUUGUGAGUGGAAGGUGGGGAUUUAGUGUGCAUUGCACCCCCACUUUCGUCCUCACCCUCCAUUUCAGAUGUUGAAAGACCGCUCCCCCCCCCCGCUCACAAAGCUACAAUUCCCAGACUUCCCUGGAAAGAUGGAUUGAUCGCUUACCCACUCUGAAUAUUGUAGCUCUUCGUGAAGGACAAGGUGUUUCUGAGGACCUCUUCACAAACUGCACUUCCCAGAAUACUGCUUUAAAUGUGCACUGCGGCGGCACUCCCUGCCCCAAGGAGCUUCCAGUUAAAAUUCUGACAGUUGAAGCAGACAACCGAGGGAAAUGCGAGAAGGACAAAGGAGCAAGUUCAACUGACGGCUAAUGACAAGCCCGUGUGAUUGCAGCAGGAAAUCGCUUUGCCUGCGUUGGCUCGUGGCCUGCUCUCAACAGAGGCAUGCUAGUUCAUGUUCAGUCUAUGCACAGGAUGCCAUGCGUGGCACAAACCAGCAAAUGUUGUGUGUUUGGGGUUUUUUUUGGAGGGCUUGCUGUAGUGGGCCCCAAAACCAAAUCCUCGUGUCUGGCGCUGGGGGCACCCCACAGGCUGAAACAAUUGGAAAACAACAGGGGCGGCUUUGCAUGUGCCUGCCAUGUGCUCAGAGGACCACAGGAAGUGACCCUAGUGUUGUUACUCUCAUUGCUUAUUGGACUGUUUUUGUGUGGUUUUCUUUCCCUCUGUCUCACGCCACUCUUUUUCAGACAGAAAUCAGAGCGGCUUAGAACAAUAAAGCCAUAGCUAUACCAAAACAAUGUAGAAAAUACAAAUGGAAAAUGGGACUGUAUAAGCAGGCCUGAUUUUGCCAAUCUGGUGCCUUCAAGAUGGUUGGGAGUCCUUGGUUGAGGAAGGCUGAACCAGACAAAACAACAAAAUGGAGGCUCAUGUAGGGAAGAAAAGCUGUGAUGAAGACCUCUUGGGGGGAAAACAGAACUCCUGUUUGAAUAGGAACCAGUGUUAGAAACCCAGAUAUAGUAGCUAGGUGCCAAAUGGCUCCUUAAACCAGGGUUACAGUCGCCAAAACAGAAUGCCUAGUUGCCAUUUUGGGGCCAAGCAGCUCAAAAGUUAUAUUUUUCAAUACAGUCAUACCUCGGGUUGAAGUAGCUUCGGGAUGAAUAUUUUCGGGUUGCGCUCCGCGGCGUUACUUCCGGGUUUCGCUGCAUGCGCAGAUGCUCAAAAUGACAUCACACGCAUGCGCAGAAGCACCAACAUGCGCAAACGCACAGUCACGUGUUACGUUCGCUUCAGGAUGUGAACGGGGCUCCGGAAUGGAUCCCGUUCGCAUCCAGAGGUACCACUGUACGACUUUUUGGUUCUUGAAAUUGUGCUCUGAUUGUGCAGAUAAAAUAGAACGGAUAGAAUUCUACAGGAUGUGUUGCUAGUGUGUGAAAACAGGAUGGACCCAUGGAUCUCCAGGCAGGCAACUCCAGAGGGUGGAGAUGUCAGGUGCCCCCUGCCCCCCCUCCAGAAAUCUUUACUGGGUUGCAAGUGACCGUUAGCCAGGUGCAAAAUGCCUCUGGUACCUGGCUAAUUUCGAAUGCUGAGAGGAACAUAGGGAGCUGUCUUCUACUGAGUCAGACCAUUGGUCCAUCUAGAUCAAAUUUAAUAAGUAAAUAUUGUCUACACCGGCUGGCUGCGGUUCUUCAUCAUUACAGGCAGGGAAUGUCUCCCUGCUGGAGAUGGUGUGGAUCUUCUGUAUGCGGUGGGGCAUCAGAUGUUGUUGAACUACAACUUCCAUCACCUCUGACCAUUGGCCGUGUCCGCUGGGAAUGAUGGGAGUUGUAGUUUCAGCAGCAUCUGGAGGGCCAGAGACUCUCCAUCCCUGCUCUAACCCACCAAACUACCAGCUUCCCUCAACCCAUCUACAAACAUUUAGUGUUGGUGCUGAGCAGGCUUUCCUAAGGAGUCUGUUUUAUGGUGUUAGCUCUGCAACCAAGAAGCCCCCACUUCUCGGAGAUGUCCACAUCUGGAGCAGAGCUUCAGAAAUUACGCAAAGUGCUUGUGGGGCGGUGAGAACUCAGAAAGGAAACCUUAAAACUUAAAAGAAUACAUACAAAUAUGUAAGAAGACCCACCUUUCUCCCAUAUGCUGCUCAGCGGUCCCUCUUGGUUCUCGCCAUAGUCAACCAGGUGCCUUCACACAGUGCAUACUUAAACUUGAAAUCUGCUCCCAGAAGAUGCAGUGAAGGCCACCCACUUAUGCCCCCAGCAGAUUCCUGUGGUCUUUCAGAGGAUUUCUCAUGAUGUGGGUCUUUUAGUGUGCGGCUGACCCUGUUCUGUGUGAAAUAACAUUUCUGCUGAGAGAUAACGGGGACCCACUAUCUGCAUUUUCGGGAAACAAUUAGAGUUAUUUUUGUUUUCCGACAGGUUUUCUCAGCCGGAUAAAUGGGCCUUGAUCACAAGUGUCCACUUCUUAGGGUUUUAGUCAUCUUCUAAAUGUAUUUGGUGUUUUUUUUAAAAAUAAACCUGUUUCCUACAUGUAAAUCGCCUUGAGACAGUGUUUUAGAAGGCAGUUCAUAGAUUGAUGGUGAUGAUAGUAUGAUUAGUAACUUAGAUGACUGUAGAAGAGGAUAUCAUGUGGGAUUCUAGAAACAGUACGAAAGCCUGUGCUGAUUUGCACAUCUUUGAAAAGAUCAGAGCAAGAUGCAUUGUGGGGUUUUUUGGUGAGAUGGAGACGACAAGCACAGCACUAAUGUUAACAUGAAGGCAACAUGGAUGAAGACAUGCUUUGCAGAACACAAACUUUGUACGCAGGAACCCUUUCCACCCCGCUGUGCAAAAAGAUUCCUCACUCUGAUGAGAUCUUAUGCCUUCCCCCCCUUGCCUCUGCUAAACAGCUGGAAGAGGAAUCUCAGGGGGGUGCCAAGGGGGCAGGAUAUCACAGCAGGAGGAGUGACUGUUCCAGCAAUUCUCAGAAGACUGAAGAAGCCUACGAGGAAGGUUGUGUCUUGGGACUGGGGGGACAUCAGCAGAGCCUGGAGCUGGGAACCAGAUCCAUGCUGCAAUUGAGAGGGGGUUGAGAGAGAGGCGUGUGGGCUGGUAUAACCAGGAGAGUGGAGCUGAGGCUACUAAAACAGUUGGGGAAUCUUUGCGCAGUGCAAAAUUAACGUAGGCAAAGUCAUUUGAGCCAGCCUUUCUGUGGACUUCCAGUUGUUGCUGGACUCCAUUUCCCAUCAGCCCCAGCUAGCAUGGCCAGUGAGCAGGGGGUGAUGGGAGUGAUAGUCAGAUAAGGCCACUAGCACCCCAGUUCUGGCCUGCGGCAUUCACCGCCAAAAAGCUAGCGUACAUAACUUUGGAAAACACACAAGAUACCAACCAAAUUCAAGGAGGACAAAUCUGUGAAGGGCAAUGAGGUAACCUUCAUAUUCAAAGGCAGCAAAGGGCCACAUCUGCGCCAUUUGUGUAAAGUGCCUUGACACCACUUCAAACAAACAUGGCUUCCUCCCAAAGAAUUCUGGGAGCUGUUGUUUGUUAAGGGUGCUGAGAGUCAUUAGGAUGCCCCCAUUCCCCUUACAAACCCGCAAUUCUCAAAUUUUCCCAUGAAGAGGGAUUUGUUGUUACACCAUGCGGGAGUCAUGGCUAUUUAAAGGAGACCCGCUGUUCCGUUCACAGAGCUACAACGUUUGCAACGGUUUAUAGUCAAUACCUCCUUUUUUUUUUAAUAUUAAGAAUUUCAACAAAACAUUUUGUCAUAUAGCAUAUCAUCCUUUAUCCCCCCCCCCCCGUUUCCCCCCUCCACAUAAAGUAACCCCCCCUCCCCCCUGACUUCCCUCAGCUCCACUCUCUGGUUUAUCUGCAAGUGUUGUUCUCUGCAUGUUACAAAAUUGUAUAGAUAGUUUGUCUAACUGAAUUUUGCUAAAAAAAGGUUUGUGAGUGUUUAUUCGAAACCUGCCAAUGAGUCCAAUGCAUUUUCUUGUUUCUUUAAGUACUUUGUAAAAGGUUCCCAUUCAUCUUUAAAAUCACAGUUAUCCUUGUCCUGUAGUUUAUGUGUCAGUUUUGCCAGUUCUGCGUACUCCAUCAGUUUCUCUUGCCAUAGUUCUUUAGUCGGGAUUUCCUCAUUCUUCCAUCCUUGAGCUAUUAAGACUCUUGCCGCCGUUGUCGCAUACAUGAAGAUAUUUUGCAGUUUCUUUGGCAGUUUCUUUUCCUACAAUCCCUAACAAAAAUGCUUCAGGUUUUUAAACAAAUGUUAGAUGGAAAAUUUUCUUCAAUUCAUUGUAAAUUGUUUCCCAAAACCUUUUUGAUUUCAUUACAAUCCCACCACAUAUGGUAAAACGUCCCCUCCUUUUCUUUACGCUUCCAACACAUAUUUGAACUGGUUUUAUACAUUUUUACUAACUGCACUGGUGUCAUACACCAUCUAUAUAUAGUCAAUACCUCUUCACAGGGAGCUUUGGGAACUGUAGCUCUGUGCAGGGGAUAAUGGACCUCCUAACAACUCUCAGCUCCCAGAAUUCUUUGCGGGGAAGCCAUGAUUGUUUAAAGUGGCAUUGUCUGGUGCUUAAAAUACAUGAUGUGAAUUUUGCCUAGCUCUGAACAUCGGGCGACGGGGGCAGAUAGGGCAUCUACAUGGCAUGUCGAAGGCCCUGAGUUUGAAACCUGGCAUCUCCAGAUUGGACUGGGAAUGCCCCUGUGUCUGCAACUUCGUACAGUGUCUGUCGGCGUGGACAAUACUGAAAUAGAUGGGCCAGUGGUUUCACUUGGGCGCGAGGCGGCUUCCUGUGUUCCUACUUCGACACUUCCUGUCGGAAGCAGAAAGCUGCGCUAGAUAACCCAGCGGCUCUUUUCACGCGAUUGCAUUGCCUCCAUAACCCAUGAGAUUUGCCCCCCUCCCUGCCCUAAAGGUGACACAACUGCCUCCCCCUGCCCCCCGCUGAGAUAGCAUAUCUCUCUCUCUGCACUUGCAGGAGCGUGAGGUGGCUGUUCUUUUUUAAAUAUAUAUAUUAUAUAAUUAAUUUUUUAACAUAUUAUUUUCAGCAAUCAUUUAACACAAUUUCAUAUCUUAUACAAUUUUUUGACUUCCAUCAAUCACAUCUGAAAAUUUUCCAAUCUUUUUCACUUAAUUUAUCUUUCUUAAUUUCACCAUUACUUUUAAUUAUCUUAACUAAUAGCUUUCUUCAUAAUCUUCCUUGCAGUAUUUCAUAUAUUCUUCCUUAUAAAACUUCUUGUAAUCCUACUAGUGUAAUCUGUUGAUUACAAUUGCUUUUCAAAUAGUUCACAUAUUUAUUCCAGUCCUCUGAGAAUCUCUGGUCCCGCAGGUUUCAAAUCCUUCCUGUCAUCUUCUCUAAUUCUGCAUAGUCCAUUAAUUUCAUCUGCCAUUCUUCUUUCGUCGGUAAUUUUUCUUGUUUCCAGUUCUGGGCCAAUAAUACUCUUGCUGCUGUUAUUGCAUAUAAAAACAGUUUGUUAUCCUGUCUAUUAAUAUCCUCUCUUACAAUACCAAGUAAAAAUGCUUCUGGUUUUUUAAAAAAUGUAUAUUGCAACAUCUUUUUCAUCUCAUAUAUCAUUUCCCAGAAGUUUUUCACUUUCUUACAUUCCCACCACAUGUGAUAAAAAGUUCCUUCUUUUUCUUUACAUUUCCAACAUUUAUUACUUGUCUUAUACAUUUUAGCUAAUUUCACUGGUGUGAUAUACCAUCUAUGCAUCAUUUUCAUCACAUUUUCUUUCAAAGCGUUUUCCCCAAUCUUUUAACUGUAUAUUAUACCCGAAAUCUUUGGCCCAGUGUAUCAUACCCGACUUAACUUCUUCAUCUUUCAACUGCCAUUCCAACAGUGAUUUAUAUAUUUUAGACAAUAUUUUACAAUCAUUUUUCUAAUACUUCUAUUUCAAAUUUUGAUUUUUUUAUCAUCAAAUCCAUUUUCUUUUAAAUCUUGUUUAAACAUUUCAUUGAUUUGGCGAUAGUGCAGCCAGUCAUCCACAAAUUCUUUAACUUCUUCAUAAGGUUUCAUUUUCCAUUUACUUCCUUCUUUUUCUACCAAUUUCUCAUACGUGACCCAAUUUUUACUCAUAUUUAUCUUUUUCACACUCAUUGCUUCUAAUGGAGAUACCCACCAUGGUGUUUUACGUUCUAAUAGGUUUUUAUAUCUAUCUCAUAUUUCAAAUAGAGAUCUUCGGAAUAUAUGGUUGCCAAAUCCUUUAUGGACUUUUGUUUUGUUAUACUAUAGAUAUGCAUGCCAACCAAAUCUAUUAUCAUAACCCUCUAAAUCCAACAAAUCUGUAUUUUCUAACAACAUCCAUUCCUUUAACCAACAGAGGCAGCCUGCUUCAUAGUACAAUUUCAAGUCUGCCAGGGCGAAGCCCCCUCUUUCUUUGGCAUCUGUCAACACCUUACAGUAUAUUGAAUUCUUGGUUUCUUCCCCUGCCAGAUAUAUCUUGAAAUGGUCUUCUGUCACUCCUUAAAAAUUGCUGCCCCCUUGAUUAUUGGAACUGAUUGAAAUAAAAACAACAUAUUUCGUAGCACAUUCAUUUUGAUAGCAGAAAUCCUUCCCCAAAAUGACAAUUUCAUCCUUCCUCAUACUUCCAGAUCUCUCUUAAUUCAAUUCCACACCGGUGUAUAAUUAUUUUGAAACAAAUCUGUAUUCUUUGAGGUCAACCUUAUUCCUAAAUAUUUGACUUUUUUAACAAGUUCUAUACCAAUCUGUUGCUGCAACAUAUCCACCAAAUCUUGUUUCAUAUUUUUAAGUAACAUUUUCGUCGUCUUUUUAUUUAUUUUUAAAACCUGCUACUUGCCCAAAUCAUUCACUAGAUGUCCACACAUAAACUAUUCUCAAAGCUGAUUGAUUUGGUUCUGAAAAAAUGAGUGAAUUGUUUUUCUAAUGGGUGUCUCAGUCUCCAAACGUCUAUCAAAUUACAAUAAUCUAUCAUAGAAAAAAAUGUCUUUGGUAGCUUCCCUUCCUUCGAUCUUUCUUUUCUUCUUGAUCUAUCCAUUUUCAGUGACACCACACCAUUCAUUUCCCCCAUUAUUAUAAUUUUUUGAUCCACAAAUUCAAAUAGUUUUUCUUCCAAAUCUUUAUAAAAUUCCAUCUUACUACCAUUUGGUGCAUAAAUUCUGACGAUUAUCAAUUUUUCGCCUUGCCAAGUGACUUGUACUUCAAUUACCCUGCCCUCUUCAUCUUUGAAGAUUUGCUAAGCUUCAAAUUUGUUUUUUAUAUACAUCACCACUCCCCUCUUCUUACUUCUGAUGACAUAAAUUCAUUUCCUAAUUUUUUAUUAAUCAAUACUCUUCUACGUUUCCUGGCUACAUGAGUCUCUUGUAAAUAAAUAAUAUCCAAAUUCUUUUUUAACAAAAAGUGUUCAGUUUUGUUCCUUUUAUUUUUAUUACUUAUGUCAUUCACAUUCCAGGUCCAUAAUUUUAAUUCCAGUUUGGUUUCUUUUAAUAUGUAAGACUAUAAAAGUUCUUAAACCUGUCCCUCUUCCUCCUCCUUUUCUUCUUCUUCCAAAUUAUCAGUAUCUUCUCCUUCCGGGGUCACUGCUGCUUCUUCUUCUCUUCCCAACUCUUUAUAUUUCCUCAAAAAUUUAUAUGUUUCAUCCACACUUUUAAAUUUGAAUUUCUUCUCUUUAUAAUAAAAUGAGACGUCUUCUGGAAAUUCCAAUUUAAAUUCAAUUCCAUUUUUCCUCAAUAUCUGUGUCAAUGGCUUGUAUUGGUCGCGUUUUUUCAGCAAGUGAAGUGGCACGUCUUUAAAGAUGAUUGUGAAUAUUCCAUCAAUACAUAGUCUCUUUUUCUGCAAAAUCCAAUUUCUCAUUUCUCUCCUUAAAGAUAAUCAGACAGUCUCCUGGGAAUUUUUUUGCCUUUGUCGUCUUCGUUUUAAUCCUAAACACAUUUUGUAUUGUUUUUGCCUAUUCCUCUACUUCCAUAUUUAACCAUUGUGCAAUUUCCGUUGUCAAUUUUUCACAAUAUUUUCUCAUUGUGAUUCUGCAACCGAUCUAAACCUCAAAUUCAUUUCUCUUUGCCUCAAUUCAUUCAUAGCAAUCGCGUCCCACAACUCCUCCUGUGUUUUAUUCAUUUCUGAGACUUCUUCUUUAACCUUUUCUUCCUCUUUUUUCAUAUCUCUUACUUCUUGCUUUGUUCGCUUCAUCCCUUCUUCCAAGCUUUGUGUUCUUUUGGUUAUCUCUUUCAUUUGGCGCCUCAGAAACAGUCAUAUCAAUUUUUUUAUCCAUCUGCUCCAGCCUUGUCUCCAAAUUCUUUUCACUCUGUUUUAUGUCCUUUUUUAUUUCUGCAAACAUUUUUUAAAUCUCUCCUUUAUUUUGACUUUCUUGUUUCGAUCCCCUCCUCUCCAAUGGUGUUCCUCCUCCUGCCUUUUCUGUGCUGACAUUCUUUUUUAAAAAAAGUUUUUAAUUAACAAUUUUGACAUAUCAAAGUAUCAAAACAUAAUCAUAUUAAUUAUUUUUUCCCUUUCUCCCCACCUCCCCAUCAAACCCUCCCCCCAAGACUUCUCUCAGCUCCUCUCUCUGAUUUUUCAACACAUAUUAUUCUCUGCAUACUGUAAAAUUGUAUAAAUUCUUAUAUUAUCUAUCUGCUAUGUCAACAAUCAAUUAAUUUGUGUGUGUUUAUUCAUAACCUGCCAAGGAGUCCAAUUCAUUUUGUUGUCUUUUUAAAUAAUUUGUAAAAAGUUCCCAUUCUUCUUUGAAGGCACAGUUGUCCUUAUCUCGCAGUUUAUACGUUAGUUUAGCCAGUUCUGCAUAGUUCAUCAAUUUCUCUUGCCACUUUUCUUUUGUUGGGGUUUCCUCAUUCUUCCAUCCUUGUGCUAUCAAGACUCUUGCCGCUGUUGUUGCAUACAAAAAUAUAUUCUUUAUUAUCCUUGGAAGGUCUUGUCCUACUCUAACAGAAAUACUUCUGGUUUUUUUUAACAAAUGUCAUUCUAAACAUUUUCUUCAAUUCAUUGUAUAUCAUUUCCCAAAUUUUUAAAAUUUUUCUACAUUCCCACUGCAUGUGAUAAAAAGUCCCUUCCUUUUCUUUAAAUUUCCAACAUAUGUUUGACCCGGUUUUAUAUAUUUUUGCUAUCUGUACUGGUGUUAUAUACCAGCUAUACAUCAUUUUCUUAAAAUUUUAUUUCAAAAGAGCACAAUCUGUAAAUUUUAAAUCUGUUUUCCACAGUUUUCCCCAAUCCUUAAAUUGUAUAUUAUGUCCUAUAUCUUGCGCCCAUUUGAUCAUUUACCUCCUCAUCUUUUGUUUCCCAUUUUAACAGGAUACUAUAUGCACCCUUCAGCAACUUCACUUUUCCUUCUAUAACUUCCUUUUGAAAUCUAGAAGUGGUAUAACUAAAUCCUUUCUUGUUGUCUUCUUUGUAUAUCUCAUGUAAUUGCCUGUAAUGUAACCAACUCUGAAAACAAUCUUUUAUUUCCUCAUACUUUUUUAUUUCCAUUUUCCUUCUUGAUCUACAGUGGUACCUCGGGUUAAGUACUUAAUUCGUUCCGGAGGUCGGUUCUUAACCUGAAACUGUUCUUAACCUGAGGUACCACUUUAGCUAAUGGGGCCUCCUGCCACCGACGCGCCGCCGGAGCACGAUUUCUGUUCUCAUCCUGAAGCAAAGUUCUUAACCCGAGGUAAUAUUUCUGGGUUAGCGGAGUCUGUAACCUGAAGCAUAUGUAACCCGAGGUACCACUUUAUUAGCAAAUCACUGUAUGUAAGCCGUUUUUCUCAAGUGCCUUGAGCAACAGAGCUUCAGUUGGUGAGGAGUCUUUUGUUCUAUUAAGUCUUUAUAUCUCUCCCAGACCCUCAUGACAUUGUCUAUUUUUAAUGUUUUUUCACUCUUUGCCACUAGAUGUCACCCUCCAGAGUUAAACAGUCAAAGAAAGAAAGGGACGAAACAAGAAAACUUAAUUCAAAUUUUUCCACCUCUUGUUUGGCUAAUCCACCGUUCCGGAACAGCAAAGUUAAAUUCACCCCCAAAAAACAAACUCAAAUUAUUAAGUUUAAACUUCUUCUGCCACUUGCUUGGCUAAUCCACUACAAAGCUUUCCCAACGUAGUGCACACAAAAUCACAAAUUCCUUAAUAUCGAGGAAGAAAAAUAAAAAAAUAAAAACCACCACAAGCCUUCAAGUGUCCUAAUAAAAACCCCCAAAUAAAAAUCAAACCAAUUCUUCAGCCACUUGUUGGCCUAAUUCCUUCGAAAUCCCACUAUCCAAAGAAGAAGAAGAGGAACAGGUACAAAAAUUAAAUGAAUAUAGAAACCAAUCCACCAGUUUGCUAACAGUCCACACCAAAAAAAUAAAUAAGGGGGAGGGGCGUAGUUCAGUGUCUUUUUUCCACUCUGCUCCUCCUCAAAAUAAAAAUAAAAAUAUACAAUCUGCAUCCAAAUCAAUCCUGCUUGGGCUUAGUAGCUUUCUCCCUACACACUGGUGUCUGGCAUUAGUAAAAACUAAAAAGAAUAAAAUAAGAAGUACAAAGUUUCCUAAUUUUAACCAGGCAGUUCCGCAUAAACGAAGGUAAAAGGAAGUUCUCCUUCUGCUUUCUCAGAGAUCUUUGGGCCGACCAAGAAUAUCCAAAGUAAGAGGUUUUCACCCUUUUUAUAUACAGUCUGCUUCUAUUAAAGUUUAUAUUUCCGCUGUAGGUAAAAUCAUAAGUUUACUGUUCCUUAUCUGAGUUCAAUUCCCAGACGAGGCUGACCUCCUUUUUUCCACCCCGCUGAGAGGUGGCUGUACUUAUAUCACUUCCUCUUGCAGGAAAUCGGCUCUCUCUGUAAAUACGCCGAGCCUCUCCUUUUGUUAUGGAGCCCGGCUGCAGCAGAUGUGGCUGCUCCUUCGGGCUCGGAGGAAAGGGGGAGUCCCCGAGGGGCACAGGUGUCCUGGGGCGUGUGGAUCUUCACCCGCAACUCUUGUCGUUGCUCAAGAAACAGAGACAAGGGCGAUGGUGUGACUCACUUCCUGAAUCUUUUGCCCGCUUGGCUGCAGGUAGCGACCGUCGCGAGGGCAGAUGGGGAAUGGGUGUAUAUUAAGGGGCUAGGACCAUUUUGUGCCUCUCUCAUAUCCUUCAAAGCACCUCGCAUCAGUGGUCCUGCAUCUGCAGCCUCGGAGUCCAUCUUGUUGCAAUCCAUUCCAUCUUGUUCAGUGGUUUUCUUGCGCCUGCCAUUUCUGCCUCGUCCCUCACUUGUCCGCGGGGGCUGCAGCUGCCCUUAAUCCUCGGCACAGCUGAUUCAGCCUUUAUUAUUGUCUUUUGCAAAAUGCCUUUGCAAAGCGUUUCUUUCUCGUUCUCGCAGUGGGCCGGGCGAAGGCCCGGUUUGACACUUCUCUGGGCGCCGUAACAAACUCUGUGGCUAAGCAAAGGAAGUGGGUUUUUCACACCGCACACCCUUGAGUGUGUGAAAUACAUGUGUUCUCUUGACGGUUCUGUGGUUUCUCUCACAUAAUUAAUUUGUUUAAUGGCUUGUUUUAUUUAAGGCAGGGCUUUGCUUGCUUGUUUCUUUGCAGUAUUUCUAUACCGGUUUUCAGACAGACCUCGCAAAGUGGUUUACGUAAGAUUAUUACGACAAUAAACAUCAAUUGAAAAAAGAAAAUAUUCAAUAGAAUAUAAAAGGCAACUUGUUUGCUUAAGGGAAUAAAUGAACCCUGUGGCAGUUUGAGGAGAGGGGACAUGGGAGUUAGAUGGUGACAAAUCAUCAACCCUCCUUCUCACCUCUCCUCCGGGCAAGAGGCUGCAUUCCCCAAAUCGUGGUCCUUGAGGUUCGUUCAGGUGGUCCGUGGUGUGUCCACAUUAAAUAUCCACCUUGAUUUUUAAUUGUAUUUGUAUGGCUUCUGUUGUUUCUUAUAUUAUAUUCCAUUGAAUGAUGGUUCAAACUCCAAAGAAUUGAGCUUGUAAUACAAUAAAAUACAACAUAAGAAAUGAAAGAAGCAAUAAAAAAAAUGAAGUUUUAAAAUCAUACAGCAUCUAGCACAGUGAGUCUCCACCUGUUUUCAGACUACAACUCCCGUCACCCUGAGCUUGCAAGACCCAGUGUCCAGGGAUGAUGGGAAUUGUAGUCCAAAAACCAAGUUUGGGAAACCCUGAUUUAAGGUAUUUACUGCACCAUGCCACUGAAAUAGGCUCUCAGUUUCUAUAUUGUGAGGCCACUUCUCGAUGAGUCUCUUAAAAGCACGCAGAACAUUAAAGAACGUGGCUGAAAGCUGGGUCACAGUCCACUCUGAAAGGUUGGUCACCCUUUUCCAGACAAGCUUCUCUGUCUUUUUUAACAUACACAUCACUGGCAGAACUUUCAACAAUAGUGCAGCUUGACAGAGAAAUGUGGAUGUUUGCUUUUAAUUUCUGUUUCUUUUGCGGUUGCCAAAAAGCCACAGAGCCAUUGGUCAGAGAGAAAUGUAGCUAUGGCUGGGAAUCCUUGCCUGCUAAAGCAGCUUGACGCUUGAUGUAAUGCAUUGCAUAGAAUGCAUAUAUAUAUAUAUAUAUAUAUAUAUAUAUAUAUAUAUAUAUAUAUCCCCAUAAAAGCUACUAAUCCUCAGAAGGUUGUACCGGCUUGCUUCUCCCUAUACUUUGUCUGGUUGGCCAUUUUGUGGCCUCAAAGGGCGAAAAAAGCGGGGCGUUUUUCUGCUAAGCUUCUGGGAGACCACACAAAGAAGCAAUUCCUUCUUGACUACAAGAGCGGCCAUUUAUGAGUCUUCUGUAAACAUGUCCUGAAAUUGCUUUGCAAGCUGGUUAUUUUGUGUGUGUCUGUGUGUGUGUCAUUCUGUUAAUGGUCCAUAGAUGGGGGCACAGAACCAUAGCAUUGCAGAUUUGGAAAGGGACCACGAGGCUUCCUCAAACUCGGCCCUCCAGAUGUUUUUGGCCUACAUCUCCCAUGAUCCCUAGCUAGCAGGACCAGUGGUCAGGGAUGAUAGGAACUGUAGCCUCAAACCAACUGAAGGGCUGAGUUUGAGGAAGCCUGAUCUAUCUAGUUCAGGGUUUCCCAAACUUUGGCCGCCAGCUGUUGUUGGGCUACAGCUCCCAUGAUCCCUAGCUAGCAGGACCAGUGGUCAGGGAUGAUGGGAGGUAUAGUCUAAAAAAAAAGCUGUAGAUUCAAGUUUGGGAAACCCUGAUCUAGUCCAUUUAGGUGCCGAAGUUGACUUCUAAAUUGCAAGUUGUACUGUUCCCCAUAAGGGAUGCGGGUGGCACUGUGGGUUAAACCACAGAGCCUAGGACUUGCCAAUCAGAAGGUCAGCGGUUCGAAUUCCUGUGAUGGGGUGAGCUCCUAUUGCUCGGUCCCUGUUCCUAACCACCUAGCAGUUCGAAAGCAUGUUAAAGUGCAAGUAGAUAAAUAGGUACCGCUCUGGUGGGAAGGUAAACGGCGUUUCCGUGCGCUGCUCUGGUUCGCCAGAAGCGGCUUAGUCAUGCUGGCCACAUGACCCAGAAGCUGUAUGCCGGCUCCCUCGGCCAGUAAAGCGAGAUGAGCGGGGCAACCCCAGAGUCGGCCACAACUGGACCUAAUGGUCAGGGGUCCCUUUACCUUACUGUUCCCCAUUACAGGAACUACCCAGAAUGCUAACUACCUUGUGGGCAAUUAAUUUUAUCCUUCCUUUGUGUCACCACUAGGGGACACCAAGCUAGUCAUCACUCAUUAGGAUUUUUUUACCUGUUCCACAAAAAGAGACAAAUAAUACCUGUGGGAAAAUAGAUAGCAAUGCCCUAGAGAUGGGUAUCUGGGGCUAAACCUCAAUAAUCAGACUGGGAAACUUCAAUAAUCAGGUUAUUCUGUCCCCCCCACCCUGGGACAGUGUGUGUGAAGGCAAUCCAAGCCCAGCACUCUGAAGAGUUUUGCAAUGUGCUGUUUUGAUUCUGACCCAUAUUUUUCCCCAAACCGAGCUCCUCCCUGGCCACUACUGCCAGCCGUUUGGAAAGGUGCCCUUUAUGAGUCAGGCUGUCUGUGGGGUGUGGAGUUUUUCUCCUGCUUGUCUCUGAGGCCUCUUUGUAGGUGACAGAGGCAGUAUUCAUGCAGAAUUCACCUCCACCUAGUGCAGGAAUUUCUGAGUAAUGGGGGGGGAGAGAAAGAGAGGUGGGGUGGCCUUGGUAGCUUGAAUACCUCUCUGUGUAUGAAGCCCUCCCCCUGCUCCAACUUGCUUUCCAUUCCAUCUCUUCUCCCUCCCCCCCCCCCCCCCGCAUCUCCCAUAUUCUUCCUGAGGACGGGUGUGUAUUUUUCCUGAAAAACCGAAUCCUUGCAAAGCUGGGUUUUAUUUAAAGAGAGCAAUCAUUUAGGGGAAAUCCAUGCCAUGGGUUUUUUAAGCUCAUUCAGUGCAUGUGAAUUCCCCCCAAAGAAUCCUUGAAACUGUAGUUUGACACCCCAGAGCUAUGAUUCCCCAGUGCCCUUAACAAACUACAGUUCCCAUGAUUGUCGUGCGGUUUGAAAGCCCGUUGGAUGUGUGUCUGGCCUUAGAGCAGGGAUAGGGAAUGUGUUGUAAACCGAACUCCCAAAUCUAUGUGCUUCACCACCACUGCCCAGUUUGUUAAUUUUUCAUUUUUCUGUCCGCCCCCCUAAAGGUAGAUGCUGA
Molecule: messenger RNA, 19897 nt
Organism: Podarcis lilfordi (Lilford's wall lizard)
Lineage: Eukaryota; Metazoa; Chordata; Lepidosauria; Squamata; Lacertidae
Source: the annotation of a GenBank genome assembly